AUGAACGCGGCAGAAGAAACUUGUUAUCAGCAGGCGGCAAACCUUUUUGGCGAGUCAUUGCUCGGGUGGCACGCGGUGAAGAAACUGCGAGCCCAGCUUAAGACUGCUCUAGUCGUUGCGGAAAACGAUAACAAAAGCGGGCCGGCCAUGGAGAAAGUGCUUCGUGAUAUGUUGUCCGGCAGCGCGGCAAGCCGUCAAGACGAGGCACUGAAAGAUUACCGAGCCUUUUGCAAAAAGGCGCAUCCAAAGGCAAAGGGAAAGGACGCGGAAAUAAAAAGAGCAGCGAAGCUCGAUCGGAUAAGACAGCACUUUACCAAGAUGGCGCGUGCGUGCUUCGAUAAUACCCCUCUGUACAAAGGAUGCUGGAACAUCAUCAUAUUUUGUAAAAGCGCUACGAGCAGCUCAGAGGACGAGUCGGAGAGUAUCAGCGUUGACGACAUGACCGGGCCGGAGGCACAAGAAAUUUUCGGGCAGGUGUUCCGCAAAGUAAUCAAGGA
Molecule: messenger RNA, 497 nt
Organism: Amoebophrya sp. A120
Lineage: Eukaryota; Dinophyceae; Syndiniales; Amoebophryaceae
Source: the annotation of a GenBank genome assembly